Molecule: messenger RNA, 4291 nt
Organism: Dunckerocampus dactyliophorus (ringed pipefish)
Lineage: Eukaryota; Metazoa; Chordata; Actinopteri; Syngnathiformes; Syngnathidae
Gene: map7d2a
Product: MAP7 domain containing 2a
Exons: 17
Coding region: 362-2719 (785 amino acids)
Biological process (GO): microtubule cytoskeleton organization
Cellular component (GO): microtubule cytoskeleton
Source: RefSeq, a predicted model, not a curated record
CAAUGCUUGAUGUUGUUGAUGAUGAUGAUGCAGCAUGGCCGUGCUUUACUUCCUUGUAAACAUAUCCUUGUAUUCAUUUAAAGGGACAUCCUCGUGUUUCCUCAGUGUUUUAAUUGUUCUUAAAUAGGGAUUAUGCUAUCUGGUUAUUUAAAAGCUAAGCGUAUGCUUUCAACGUUGUUAUUGUGGUGACGUCAUUUAGUCGUCGAAGGGCUUUAAAGGGUGCUGAGUGCAAUGAUAUGGCACUGUGUUAUAUUAUUGUAUUUUUACGAGCAUCCUCCUACUCUAAUGAUGACGAUAAUAGGUAAAGUCAUAGCUAGGCCCUCCACACCCUGAAAGAAGAGAAACAUCCGCAGUUGAAAAGAUGGCACCGCCAACUGUCCCGCUACUUCCUGAUAAGAGAAGUGUAACAAAUGGUCACAGCUUGCCAGCCGGAGCUGGAAAAACAACUAACAUGGAGAAGAAGCCUCUCCUAAAUGGAUAUUCAUCACCUUCACACUUGGUGGCUAAUGUCAGUAGCAACCAUGUGGGCAAACCCAUCAUUGAAGGUUUCUUGAAGACCGAUGACAGGAUGCGUUUAGCCAAAGAGAGACGAGAGGAAAGGGAGAGAAGCCUUGCGGCACGGGAGCAGCUGAUCAGGGAGAAGGAGCGGCGAGCUCAGUUGCAGUACGAGCGCACAGUGGAGGAGCGCUGGAAACGUCUGGAGGAGCAGAAGCACAAAGAGGAGCUCCGGAGGGCAGCCGUGGAAGAGAAGCGAAGGCAGCAGCUGGAGGAGGAGAGGGAGCGGCUGGAGGCCCUGAUGAGACGCUCUCUGGAGCGCAGCCUACACCUGGAGCACAGACACAAACGCUGGAGCAGAGGCUGCCCCAUUGGAGCAGGUGACAGUGAGAAUGCACCGCUCUCUUUCUCUGCUGCCUCCGCCCUUUCCCAUGGCCUUGCCUCCCCUCUUCCUGCUGUCAGCGAAUCUGCGCCCUGCAGCCCUCGCAGGUCUCCUUUGUGCAACUCACGGAGCCCCGCUGAUUCCCAUCGAGCAGCAGGAGUCCUGGAAGGCUCCCGGUCCACUCCCAACACACCCAAGAAGGAGCGUCUGCACAGGGAGAAAAGGACUGGCUCUCCGCGCUGUGGACUCAUAGUGAGAAGAUCUGAAUCUCCUGCUCAUGUCAUCAAACAGCUGACCUCUACAACUACUUCCAAGCUGGCUUCUAAGACGCGCACGCAUUCUCCCAGCUACAUCCACGAGUACCACCACUCUCCCACCAGACAUCGGCCCACCAAUGACAAGAAAAGUGAAGAUAAAAAGACAGACAAACACAACAAACACUCUGCAGGCAAAAACAACCUCCACAUCCCCAAUGCAGUGGACAUCUGUAAAGCCAGAUCUUCUGAAAGCCUCAGAGGUGACACACCAGAGAAAAAAGGGGACUUUUCACAGAAGAAUACAGAGACUAUCACUCACGACGGAGAGAAGAAAAGAGAAUCCUCGCCAUGCACGGUUACAGGGAAGGCCGCCGCGAGCAUAACCAACGCAGAGGAGGCUAGCAGGCUGUUAGCGGAGCGUAGACGCCAGGCACGGGCGCAGAAAGAACUGGAGGACAAAAAACGAGAGCAAGCGGAUGAAGAAAGACUGAAAGAAGAACAGCUGAGGAGGCAACUAACACAAGAGCAACGGCAUCAGCAGCAGGAGCCCAAGGACAGGGGGAAGAAUGGUGCAGAUGCUGAUAAGACAAAACAAGAAGGGGACAAACAACAGCAGGAUGUGCAUGAGAAGGAAUUGAUGGAGAGAGAAAAGGCCAAAGUUCAAGCACAAGAAGAAGCUGAGCGCCAGCGUCAAGACAGAGAACAUCAGGUGCAACAGGAAGAGGAGGAGAGGCAGCUAAGGAAAAAGAGAAUCGAGGAGAUCAUGAAGAGAACGAGGAAAGGGGAAGCUGACGUAAAGGACGAACAGGUGGAGACCAAGUCACCACCAGGGGAAGGAAAAGCUGUUCUAAGUGAAGCUCAGAAAUACUUUAAAGAGUAUAAAGACCAGGGCAAAAGCCAGGGUGAGAGGAAUGGGAAGAAAGAUGCUUCAGCGCAGAUGGACCAGCAUGUUCACAACAGCACUCAACAAGUGAUGCCAGCACUCAAUGUUCCUGACAAGAAGCUGGACAUGGGGGGCAUGCUCAAACAGAGGGAGGUGCAGGUGAAUAAGCAGCCAAAAAUGAACAUCAUAAAAGCCAUACAUCCAUUCAAAAAAGCACCAACAAAUGAAACAGAUGUCAAGGGUAAGGAUGUGAAUGGAGUGGUCAGGGAUGCAGGAAGUGUCCCAAAGAGAGGUCAUGUGACUACAGAGGUAAACACACCGCAUGUGGCGUCCUCUGAGAAGAAAACUGAAGUAGCUCCAAAGCCCAGAUCACCACCUGUCAUACAUCUGGAGUCGCUGGAAGUCAAGCGGUCUUGUGACGAGAUGCAGCCCAUGGACGUCAGCCCAACUUCCAAGGAGGAAUUGAUUUCCAUCACAGAAUUCUCACCAGUUAAUGAAAUCCAACACUGCGGCAUAAGUAACACCCGGGCUCUCCAGGACCUGAUGGACCUGACAGGCAGCAUCACUUGCUCCAAAGUCACCUCUCAAGACAACGUAGGUGACUGUAACAAAAACCUGAUCGAGGGGGUUGUCAGCCCCAUGACGGACUCUAAGCUCAUUGGAACGUCGCCGCCAUCCUCAAAUCAAGUUAGCAUCCAUUAGUGUGAUCGUAAGUUUCUCACACACAGACACUAGAUACGUAUAACAUUUAUAAACUGUAUCACUACAUUUAUGGGACGAGAGCCACAAACUGACAGCUACUAACACUAUAAACCCUUGCAGCUUUACAGUAUUCUAUUGUGGGUGAGAGCAGGGGUGGAUAUUUAAAAGAAUGUAUCAGAAUGUUCUGCACUCCUGUUUCCAAGCCAGUGUCAUAUUGAGCAGAAUAAUGCAGUCGUAGUGGAGGAUUGUGUGUAUCGAGCUCUACUUCCCAUAGCUAUCAUGGUUUUAUUUAGACAGCAAACUAGUUACAACUAAAUCAACAGUGCGUCUGUCGGUUGCUGCAAAGUAGCGCACUCCAUUUUGCCUCGGUUGCUUCAUGAUUCCAUGAAUCAACAGUUCACAUUUCUGCAAAUAUUUGAUUAUAUCUUUUCAUGGGACAACACAAAGAAACAACACUUUCAUACAAUGUAAAGUAGUAGUAGCAGUAUUCCAACAUGAUAAGGACCCCAAGCACCCCUUUAUGAUGACUACUGCUUUGCCAAAGAAGCUGAGGGUAAAGGUGAUGGAUUUAAACCCUAUUGAGCAUCCUCAAACAGAAGGAGUGCAAGGUGUCUAACAUCUACCAGCUCCAUGAUGUCAUCGUUGUUAGAGUUGAAUUAAAUUGUAAACAAGUGUUGUUUCUGCUUUGUUGUCCCAUGUAAAAAUAUUAAAUAUUUGCAAAAAUGUGACAUACUAUCUGUUAAUCAUUCCAAAGGUAAAAGUGUAUCUGUCAGGCUUUUGAAUAUUGAAGAAAUGUACAGAAUGGUAUGACUAUAGGCAGUCUCAAGACUCUACUUAUGCGUCCAAAUUACAUGUGAGAUAAUGAAGAUUAUGCUAUGGCAAACUGGAGAGAAGCAGCGAUAUUAGCUUAUUCAAAACAAAUGUUCAACUUUGGGACUGUUGCCUUUAGUGAAGUUGAUUUUCAAUUAGCAACUUCAAGCUUGCUACUCAUCUGUAGAGCAUUCCAAUGCAUUACCAUCAUCGUCUUUAUUAUUAACUUUAGCAUAAACAGUCAUAAACUUCAUUCAAUUGAUAUCUAGUUGAGGAAAUAAGACUCCAAUGCUGCAGUUAGUCACUGUGCAACAGGCUAUGCACAGGUAUUUAAAUGUUAUGCACAACUCCCCAAAAAAAAAACAUUCUUAGCUUUCUCUUUUAAAAUGUAGCCUUAUGGAGGAAUACAUAAGAUGCUGUAUAUUUGUAAUUUGUUGUUUGCGUUCUGCAUGCAGUGAGGUCAUUGAUAUCCAUCCAUCCAUCCUUCCAUCCAUUUUCUAUGCCGCUUGUCCUCAGGUCAUUGGCCUGUGACCUGUAAUACUUGAACCUCAUUUGUCCAACUGUUCUUGUGCAUGUUAUUGUGUCCACUUCAGACAUUUAUUUUCAGGUCUAAAUAUUUGCUUUGCAGAUGUGUUGAACUAUUUCAAAACAAUCUCACUGUAAAGUGAACUUAAAGCUUCCACUGUAGAGUUGUGCAUGAUUAGCAUGAUCAUAACAAUCUCCAACAAUAAAAUGUUAAAUGGUCAACAUUGUGUUUUUAUU